AUGGAACCCAAAUGGUUGUGGUUGAGUGUGUUGUUGUUGUUGUUAGAAGGAUGCAGAUGGUAUAGCACUGAUGCGUGUUGGGAGGAUGAGAGGAUUGCUCUCUUGCAACUCAAACCUUUCUUCAACCAUUAUAAUGAUCUGAACAGCUGGGUGGAGGAGGUCAAGGGUUCAGAUUGCUGCCAAUGGGAAAGGGUCGAAUGCAACACCUCCUCCUCCUCCUCCAGGCGAGUCAUAGGACUCUCUCUUUAUCAAACAAGAUGGUCCGACGAUGAAAGAUGGUAUCUCAAUGCCUCUUUGUUUCUCCCUUUCAAAGAACUGAAGCGUCUUGAUUUAUCAGGGAAUAGAAUCGCUGGUUUUGCUGAAAAUGAAGGAAAGGAGAUAAAACUAAGGAUGACCAAUUUGGAGGUUCUUGAUUUAAGUAAUAAUCUCUUCAAGAACGACACUUUUGCAAUCCUUUCUGGCCUUCCAAGUCUAAAGUCCCUGCAUAUGGGGAACAACCAAUUGCAAGGCUCAAUAGAUAUUAAAGAUAGUGGGAGACAGCUGAACUUAACCCAUUUAGAAGAAUUUGAUUUGAGUGAUAAUCUCAUUAAGGACAGCAUAUUUGCAUCACUUAGCGGGCUUUCAAAUUUGAAGUAUUUGGAUAUAAGCUCCAAUCAGUUAAAUGGAUCAAUAGAUAUGAAAGACUUAGGUGCUUUUACCAACAUAGAGGAACUGGUUAUGAGCGAUAAUGAUUUGAAUGAAUUUGUGGCCUGUAAAGAAUUGCAUGUGUGGAGCAAUGUGGAGGAAAUAUUUCUAGACGGUUCUUAUCUCAACAACAACAUUUUGCAAAGCAUUGGAGUAUUCACUUCUCUUAAAACUUUGUCUUUAUCUGGCUGUGGACUCAUGGGUUCCUUGCCUAAUCAAGGUAAAUUAAAGACUCCAUAA
Durio zibethinus is the source of this 924-nucleotide messenger RNA. The record is from RefSeq and is a predicted model, not a curated record. Lineage: Eukaryota; Viridiplantae; Streptophyta; Magnoliopsida; Malvales; Malvaceae.